Messenger RNA from Mangifera indica (mango), 5157 nucleotides. Its product is annotated as disease resistance protein At4g27190-like. Gene Ontology annotation, molecular function: protein binding; ADP binding. The record is from RefSeq and is a predicted model, not a curated record. NCBI's taxonomy places the organism in Eukaryota, Viridiplantae, Streptophyta, Magnoliopsida, Sapindales, Anacardiaceae. Bases 191 to 4972 code for a protein of 1593 amino acids. The transcript has 2 exons.
AGGAAUAUGAUUCAAUUAGAAAUUCAAAAUUAAACAGUUAAAUUUUCUUUGUAUAUACGGUCAAUUUUUCUUAGUUCACUAGAUUCCAAAACAACAGUCGAAAUUUCUUACUUUGCCCAUCAUCGUCAUAGUCGGAAAAACACUUCAAACUGGUUUUCUUCCCUUCGUUUGUAAACUCUUGGUGUCAUCAAUGGCCGAUCGAGUGGCGCUUGUCUUCGAGACGGUCUGCAACAGACUGGACUCCCACGCUAAAGCUUUCUGGAACACCAAGCAACGGAAGCUGCUGCGUUUAAAACUGGAAGAAGUUCAAGAUCUGCUAGAUCAGGACAGACACCCCUUUGAAUUUGACGAAAAAAUUCCGUCGGUUGCCUCACGAUUCGCUGAACUUGAAGAAAUUGCAUAUGGAGUCGAUGAAUUGAUUGAUGACUGGGAGCAAUCUGAAAAAUCAGAAGUUAAAAUCGAGCAACAGGUCCGGAGAAUCCUUGUCCGAUUGGUACGUGUCUUGGAAUCGUUUCAUAAACUUAUUGCUGGUGAAGAUGAAGAAAUUAGUGCAAUUCCUGAUGUGAGUUUUCUAGGAUUAGGAGAUUUUGUUGAUCUUGAAUUAUUGCAUUUUAAUACUAUAAUUUCUUUGUUACUACGAAACGAUGAGCAAAUUUUGCGUUUUAUUCCUUUUGUGGGGAUACAUGGAGCCGAGAAGAGUACUCUUCUUGCUCAAAGAAUUUACAAUGAUGAGAGGGUGAAAUCUUAUUUCCAAUCUAGGGCUUGGGUUUCUGUUGGUGAAAAUCUUGAAAUCGAUAAAAUUGUAGAGGCAAUAGCCAAUGCUCGUAGCAGCGAGAAUGUUUUGCCGCAUGAUAGAUUCUUGCUUGUAUUGGAUGAUGUUUCGGAAGCAGAUGAUACAAGAUUGGAGAAAUUAAAAUCAUGGUUAAAGAAGUGGUUAGAAGUCGAGGGAUCUUGUGUUUUAGUGACUACUCGCUUUAGACGUGUGGCUGAUGUCAUGGGGACAGUCCCGGAGCAACACUUGUCGUAUUCUUCAAUUGAAGUUCCUUUGCUUCGUCCAGCUCCAGGACUUGAACAUGAACAGGGUUUGGGACUUGUGGUAUUAGACUCUGAAGGGAUGACAUCAACUUCCAGAGGUAAAGAUGAGUCGACUUCUGCUGGAUCAGGUCACUUUGAGGUUAAGAGUGAGAGAUUGCUGAGUUCUGAUACAACAUCUCUGGUACCAGAACCUGUGGUAAUGGCUUCAACUUCUGAAAGUAAAGAUCCAUGGAGUUCUUCUAUGUUGGGUCAUUGUGAGGCUCAAAGUGAGAGAGUACAAGCUGCAGGUACAUCUCUGACACAGGAAGCUGUCGCGUGGGCUUCAUCUUGUGGAAGUAAAUAUGAGCCAACUUCUGCUGUGUCAGGUCACUUUGAGGUUCGGGAUGAGAAAAUAAAAGCUUCAGAUACAACAUCUCUGACGUUUGGGUAUCAGGCUCCUACAUCAAGCUUGGAGAUUGUGGAAGAAGAUGUGGUGCCAUUUCCUCCUCAAAUAAGUACACCUUUGCAGAGGGAACCGACAGCUUCACCAUCCCUUUCACAUUCUUCAACAACAGCACCAGCUUUGGUCCUUUCCAAAUCAGGUAAAAACAUAGACCAAGCAGGAAAGAAGAAGUAUGUGAAACAAGUAACAGGUCAUCACAGUGACACUGAGCUGCAUUUGGCUGCUCAGCGUGGAGAUUUAGGAGCAGUUAAACAGAUUCUUGCUGACAUAGAUUCCCAAAUGGUGGAUACCUUAAGUGGGGCUGAUUUUGAUGCAGAAGUUGCAGAGAUAAGGGCAUCAGUUGUGAAUGAGGUGAAUGAGUUUGGGGAAACUGCACUUUUUACAGCUGCUGAUAAAGGGCGUAUAGAAAAUGUGAAGGAGUUGUUGAAGUAUUCAACCAAAGAGGGUCUUACAAGGAAGAAUAAGUCCAUGCUUGAUCCCUUGCAUAUUGCUGCAAUCAGAGGGCAUCAUGAUCAUGAUCCCAGCUCAGAGAUUGUGGAAGAAGAUGUGGUGCCAUUUCCUCCACAAAUGGGUACACCGCCAGCUCGUAAAUCUGAAAUUCAGAUUGUAUCUCUUGAAGCAAGAGAAACGAUGCCAUCAAUUUAUAACAUGGAAUCCGAGAUUAUACCUUCUCAAACUGAAGGAGAGCAUAAGAUGAAGUGCAGAUUGAAGGCAAGUGCCCAGCAAUCAGUUACGGUUGCCACAAAAGAAGCCAUUGAAGUUGCAGUAGAACAUCUCACUGUAAAAAAUGAAAUUUCAGUGGAAGAUCAGUUGUUGCAAGAAUCAGUUUUAUUUGCAAAGAAAUCGAUUAAGACAACUGUACAGAAGAUUUUCAGCCACAUAAAUAAUGUUAGAACUACAAAAAUUGCUGUUAUUGGAACUGGUGGUAUUGGAAAGACUACUGUGCUCAAGGCCUUGAUCAACUUCCCAGGCACAAAAGGUAUGUUUGAUGUGGUAAUUUCAGUGACUGUUUCUAGAUAUUGGAACACAAGAAAGGUCCAAAAUGAGGUUUUAAGACAGUUAUCAUUAGGUUGUGAGUAUUCCGAAACUGAUGCUGAAGUCGCAGAAAGAUUAUAUAAAGUUCUGAAGGGGAAGAAGUUUUUGUUGAUUUUGGAUGAUGUUUGGGAGCAGAUUAAUUUAGAGGCAGUGGGUAUUCCCAGUCCCAGUUCAGAAAAUGGCUGCAAGAUAGUAAUAGCAUCCAGAAAGUUUGAUGUUUGUCAUGACAUGAAUUUGUUUAAGGUGGUUGAAGUAAAAAGUAUCUCUUGGAAGGAAGCUAGGGAACUGUUCUAUGAACAAGUGAGUAGAGACAUUCCACUGUCAGAUAUCAAGACCAUUGCUGAAACUAUAGUUAAGGGCUGUGGUGGUUUGCCACUGCUGAUUAUCGUUACUGGAAGAGCCCUAGGAGAGAAAAAUGAUGUUUCCAUAUGGAAGGAUGCUUCAAAAAAAUUCUCACUGCAUAAAACUUCUAGAAAAUGUCAAAUUGAAGAUGUGCUCCAAUUAUUGAAAUUCAGCUUUGACCAACUAAGUGAUAAUGAUGUGAAGAGUUGUUUCCUCCACUGUGCUCUGUUUUCAGAAGCUCAGGAGGUCAGUAUAAAUAAAUUCAUAGAAUAUUGUAUACAAGAAGGUUUAAUCACUGGUGCUCAAGCUGAUGCACAUAGAAGGGGGCGUUAUAUAGUUGAUAUUCUUAUACAUGCUUCAUUUUUACAAGUUACUGAAGGUGGAAAUUCCAUCAAAAUGCAUGAUUUAAUCAGAGAUUUAGCAUUACGAAUCAUAUCUUCAAUGCCAAAAGAUAUUCAGUUUCCGUUGGGAGCAGAAGGAAUUCAGUUUCUGUUGAGUGCUUAUUCAAGAUCAAUCGAACUACCUAAUGCGGGAAGUAGUUCAUCAUCAAGAUCAUUGAACAUCCUUGAAAGCAGUAGAUUGUGUAUACCAGAAGGUAAUCAAUUUCUGUUGAGAGUUGGAGCAGGUCUAACAGAACCUCCUUUGACGGAAGAGUGGAAACAGGCCAAAAUGAUGUUUUUGAGUGAUAAUGAGUUAUGCACUCUACCUGAGAAACCAAAUUGCCCUGAACUUUUGGCAUUGUUCUUACAAAGAAACCGGUUGCUGAGAGUGAUACCUCCAUCCUUUUUUGACUGCAUGACCUCUCUCAAAGUGUUGAAUCUAUCCGAGACUAGAAUAAGGUCCUUGCCAGAGAGACUGUUUAAGCUUAAAGACCUCCUAAUUCUCAUUGUAUGUGAUUGUAAACGUCUGUUUAUGCUUCCCUCUGAUGUUGGAUCUCUUCUUUGUCUUGAGGUGCUUGAUCUCCGAGGCACUAAAAUUAAAGUUUUGCCUGAUAAGAUUGGUGAAUUGACAUCCCUGAAACGUUUGGAAGUGUCCUUCUAUGGAUCUAUCGAUGACAGCGAAUAUGUUAAAUUGCCUCGUAAUUUGAUUUUGAGUGGCAUUAUAUCAAAGUUGUGUAAUUUGGACACCUUGAGUAUUGUUCUUUAUCCAGGGGAUGAAAGGUGGCAUGAGGAUGUGAAGUAUGUCAAAACUGAAGUCAGCAAGUUGAAAAAUUUGAAGUUUCUCUGUUUUCAUUUCCCAGAAGUUGAGCAUGUCCAAGAAUUCCUCACGGAAAGCGAACCAUGGAAGAAGAGACUCUUAACGGAGUUCAAGUUUGUGGUUGGCCGCAAUGUCAAGAGCAUUUCUUCUCAGGUCCCAGAGUAUUUGGAAUAUGAUUAUAAUCAGCAGGGUCAAUGCUUGAGAUUUAUAAAUGGUGAAAAGAAACCUGAUGAAGUUCUUCAAAUAUUAGCUCGCAGCACUGCUUUCUAUUUGGAUAAUCAUCUUGACAUUGAGAGCCUUUCCAACUUUGGUGUUCGCAAUAUCAAUGGGUUGAAGUUUUGUAUAAUAAGUGAUUGCCCCAAGGUUAAAAUGGUUGUGCAUGUGGAUGAAGUGAAAAAAGAUACUAAUACUGUUUUUCCUUUCCUAGAGACCUUAAGUAUCCAUCAUUUGUGGAAUUUAACAGCUAUUUGGGAGGGGAUUCUACCAGAACGAAGUUUUGGUCAGUUAAGAAUUUUGUCACUGCAUGGAUGUCCAAAGAUGGAGUAUGUUUUUAGAAGUUCAAUGAUUCAGUAUCUCUGUAAAUUAGAGGAACUGGUUAUCGAAGAUUGUCAAGCCAUCGAACAAAUCAUAUUCGAUGAUGAGGUAGCAGAUUCAUGUUCUGUUUCACUUCCCAGUUUGAAGAAGUUAACACUUCACUAUCUGCCUGGAUUGAUUACCAUUUCGAGUAGUCCCUGGCCACAAUUAGAAUAUGUCAGCUUCUACUGUUGCCCAAACUUGAAGAAGAUUGAUGCUGAUUCCAGGUUCAAAGAUGUAAUAAUAAAGGCUGAGAAGAGUUGGUGGGAUGCGUUAGAGUGGGAAGAUGAUGAAUUGCGGUUGCACAUUGAAAAGUACUCCACCAUUAUUUUUCAAGAUCAUCUGUAAGUAAAAAUUUUGGUUUAUUUUUUUUAAUGAGUUCAUAGAUUCAGUACGAGUUCAUAGUUUUAACCAUGUUGUACAUAUUGUAUAUCUGAAUUAUCAUUUUUUUAACCUUUAUCUUUACAGUCUGAGUUGGAAAUCGCUAAAUGCAUGAAUUAAUAAAUAUUAUCGAAAAUUGAGCUUCGAAUGGA